This is a messenger RNA of Helicoverpa zea (corn earworm), 5004 nucleotides long. RefSeq names its product tonsoku-like protein. The transcript is spliced from 14 exons. Bases 138 to 4550 code for a protein of 1470 amino acids. The record is from RefSeq and is a predicted model, not a curated record. Lineage: Eukaryota; Metazoa; Arthropoda; Insecta; Lepidoptera; Noctuidae. Gene Ontology annotation, molecular function: protein binding.
UUGUCAGUGUGACGUAAUUAAAAAACGUCAAGUUCAUUCGUGUUUAUUUUAUUUCGGCGCCUAAAACUUUUACUUUGGUGAAUUACUAUAAAAUUGUUGACUUGUUAUUAUGCGUGAGCAAAAAUAACAUUAUAACAAUGGAGGAAGAAAAACUUAUUCGUAGAAAGAAGAAGGCUUUGAACGGUAGCAACAGGCGUGUUUUAGCUGAAGCUUAUAAUGAUUUGGCAUCGUUUUACUACAAGCACAAUCGUUAUAAUGAUGCUCUUGACGAGUAUAAGAGCGAGGCGGCGAUCUGUAAAGAGUUGGGGCUUCGUAUGGAAUGGGGUACUUGUAACAGGAUGAUCGGUGAAAUGUAUAUGCUGCUGGCGGAAUUUGACAAAGCUCUGAAGUAUGAGGAGCGACACUUAGCUGUAGCGAAAGAGUUAAAGAACUUGGUGGAAGAACAAAGAGCUAUGGCAACACUAGGCAGAAUAUAUUUAUUACAAGGACAAAGUAGUAAUGAUGAGGAUGAAGCUAAAACCUCCUUGAAAGCUGCUGAAAAAGCAUUCAUGAAAAGUCUUGUGUUGUGUGAGAACUUAAAUGGCAAAAUAAACAAACAUGAACUGAUGGACAUGAGAGCUCGGUUGCUCCUCAACAUUGGCGUAGUGCAGGAACAUUUAGGAAACUUAGACAAAGCUUUAGAUUGCAUCAACAAAGCCAUUUCAAUAUGUUCAAGUCAGGAUUUGUAUGAAGUUCUGCACAAUUGUUAUACUACAGAGGCUUUGUUGCUUUGUAAUAAGAAGAAGGAUUAUGCUAAGGCUUUGAGCUGCUUGAAUAAAGCACUUGAAGUUGCUAGCAGACUGGAAGAUAAGGUUCUAAAAACAUGUGAGACUCUAUCGUCUAAGGCAGAUAUCCUGUGCAAGAUGUCAGACUAUCAGAGUGCUAAGCAAGUGCUGCUCAAGGCCUGGAAGAUGAAGACGCCUGAUGAAGAGGAAAGUGAGAGCAUUGAGGCAAAUCUUAGAGUUGUGGCAGCAAUGUGUUACACAGAAGACCUACUGAUAUCAACGGACCCAACUGACCACAUCACAUUUAAGAAACACUAUGAGAAGCUAGGAGAUGGAGCUUGUCAUUUACGUAACUAUGCGGGCGCGGUUGAGUAUUAUCUGAAGAUGCUGGAUCAUGCAGAAUUGGCGGGGGAGUGUGGGAAAACGCUCAUACCUAUUUAUGUUAGUCUUUACCAAACUUACAAGGACAUGGGAUCUUACAACGAAGCCCUAUAUUACUACGACAAAGAAUAUGAAUUGAUCAAGGAUGUUCCGAAAGAGGCUUUCACGACGAUGUACAAUAUUGCAGAAACUUUAUUCCUUGCUAAGAAACCAUAUGACCAGAUUGAGAAGGCUUGUUUAGAGGCCAGGAGAGCUGCCCAAGAAUGGAACAAAAGAAAAUAUGAAAUCCGAGUAUUAAAAAGCCUCUUGAAAUAUCAAGAGGAAUAUUCUGAGACUGACAAAAUGGAACGAACUAAGGAUGACCUUAGAGCUUUAGGGUAUGACAACUUGGAUAACUUGGAGAAUUCAGAAGACGAGCAGAGCUCUGCCGGUGGAGGGGACGAGGAUACCACUCAUAUUGGUGACGAUAUAUGCCUUGAAGAUCUUACUGAUUUGUCAGACACAAAUGAGGAAGAAGUAACGGAGACCAAACGCGAGUCUCGGAAGCGAGGGAAAGGCUUUACUAUCAAGAAGAAUAUGAAGGGAGAAACCCAGUUGCAUGUCGCAAGUAUAUCAGGCAACAAGCUCCUAGUAGAACGUCUCAUAGCUCAAGGUCACCCCGUGAACAUAAGAGACAAUGCUGGCUGGCUGCCUCUACACGAAGCCUGCAUUCACGGUCAUGUGGAGAUCGUUAAUAUACUGAUCAAUAGUGGCGCUAAUGUUAAUGAUAGAGGAGGCUCCAAUUGUGAUGGCAUAACCCCCCUAUACGACGCGGCAAGUAACGGCCAUUUAGACGUAGUACAAUUGCUACUAGAAAAAGGCGCGAUACCCUCACUAAAGACAGACUUCGGCGAAACACCAUUACGCGUCCUACAAAAAUGGCGGACAAGCACCAUACUAACGAAAGACGAUGAAAUAAUGUAUAACAACAUAUGUAACAAAAUCCAUAGUUUAAUAGACAAGACUAAUACUACAGAUAUAUUAAACAGAUCAAAAUCUAAGACGCCUGUAAAACCAGUCAAAGAUGUGACGCCACCAAGUACAUCUAAAAUGACGAGUCGAAUCAAAGAACUUGACACUCCAGUAUUCAAAAGGAGAAAUAUAAUUGAUGACGAUAGUGACGAUGAUAUGAAUUUGUCACAAGUUGUUAGAAAUGAGGCUGCAUUCCCUUCCGAUGACUCUGAUCUAUCAUCUGAUGAUGGUAAAAGUAAUAAAGAUAAAAAGAAAUCCACAGGAGUUAAAGAAUACAGAAAUGCUAUAGAAGCGCUUAGAAAUAGAAGUAUGACUGAUUUACCUGAAGUUGAUUUGAAGAAAUCUAAAGUGAAACCUGCUUUGUUAGACCCUGAAGAAGUUGACGAUGACUGGCUUGAUGACGAUCUAGGAAUAAACAAAAACAAUAAAAAAAGAAAACUCAGUGAUCCUCUAACGACAGUUGCUAAAAAACCUUCAUACGAAAGCAUAAAAGACAAAAUAGAAGAAAUUAACAAAAUAUCUGAACCUCUAGUUGAAAGCAAUAAGUUCAACGUCAAAAAGAAAUCCAGAAUCAGUGAUGUUAUUGACGUUAGUGAAAACAGUUCGGACUCCGAUAGUUUCCAAAGGAACGAAAAUGUUCGUCCAAAAGUUUCUGCAGCUGAAUCAAUGAGAAAUAUUGCUAAGGAACUGAAUGAGACUAAAUCUAGAGAUAGCCGAGAUAAUAUGAAAAGGCGUUGGAAACGACAGAGUACGUUGUUAAAAGCUGGUUUUCAGAGACAGAGGGAAGAUGUUGACCAAUCAAGCAACAGUGGUAGCGAAACGGAAUAUUCUAGAAGGGAGUUAAACAAAAGACUGACGCCUACCGGGUUUACACGGAAGACAUCGGGCGAGAACUUCCAUUAUAAUUCAAAUGUUCACAAUGAAGGUUUUAAUAUAAUGCAGAGUAUGAACCCAAAUAUUGUGCAGCCAAUGAAUGUGAUACAACCUAUAAAUAUUGUUCAGUCUACUAAGAAUGGAAGACCAGUACAAACGCAAAUUUUGCCGCCGGCAGCUGUGAAAGUUCAAGUUGAAGAUAAAGUGCUUCUGAUAUCGUUGAAACUGGAUACGAUUAAUAGGUUGACAAUCAGCUGGCUGGUUGAUGAAGUUAAAUCUAGAUAUUAUAAACUAACAGGUGUGCGUCCCAUCUUCAGUCUGAUGACAUCAGAUGGCGCGAUACUUUCAGAAGACGAUCCCCUCAGCCUGGUGCUAUCGUCUCCGGAACUCAAGACUUGCAUCACGAACUGGAAGGCGUCACCGGCUGAAGAACGGUAUUUGGAGUGCUGUGAUGCUUUGAGUAUACCACCUUCCGAAGAGAUCCAACAAGCAGUAGGACGAAGCCACACAACCCGCCGACUAGCAUUAGGAGCAAAAACGUUAAAUUCAGCGCAAAUACGACCUCUAUUCAGAGCUUUAACCCACCAAACACAAAUCACAGCUAUCAUGAUAUCAGACAACAAUAUAGGAGACGCUGGCGUCAAGUACUUAACCGAAUGUUUGUGCACCAUGAAGCAUUUAACACAUCUAGAUAUAAGCAGAAAUAACGUCACAGACGAAGGAACGAAAAGUCUACUUAACAUGUUCGAAAGAACAAACCGACCAGCCUGCACGUCUUUAGAGGAACUCGAUAUUAGCGCAAACCCUAUAUCGGAUAAUGGCUUCAGAAAUAUAGCCAAAAUAAGCCAGUACAUCCGCCUAAAAAUACUAAAACUAAAUUAUUGUAAUAUAACAGAUAAUGCAAUUAAUGAAACGAUUAAAUCGAGUAUGAAUUUCGAUAGUUUGGAAUCGAUUGAUUUGAGCAACAAUGAACUGAAGAAUGGUGUUGUCAGUUGUUUGAUGACGUCAUUGAAUCCGAACGUGCUGGUUGAUUUGGAGUUGGAUAAUGUUGGCGUUGAAGGAAGUGUGGUCGGACAUGUGGCCAGUUUCAUGGAUACUGCUAAAGACUUGAAGAUCAGAAGAUUUGGACUAUCUAACUGUAAAUUAGUUGAUGGGCAGUUUAUGAGGAUAUUUAGGAGUAUCGGCCGAACAAAACACCUGCAAACGAUAACUCUAAAGAACAACAACCUAACAUUCAUAACACUAAAGAAACUACUCCAGCGGCAACCCCCAGUUCCCCAAAUAAACCUUCAGGGUUGCCAGGACAUAUUUAAAUAUUCCCCCGAUUCGGAUUUCCAAGUUUGGUUGCCAGCCAUCGACUUUGGAAGAUGCAUUCCAGAAAUAAAUGUGACACCGGUAUCGAAAACAGAUGAAGAACGGGAGAGUUUUAAAUCUUUUUCUAAAACAUGGUUGAACUGUUUCAAAGGGAGAGGAAUGAUUGAGCACUGCGAAGGAGGUGUUAUUAAAUUCACUGCUAGAUAAUAAUAGUUUAAUGGUACUAAAAAUGCUAGAAAAGAAAAAUUGAAUCUGAAAUAUAAAAUCUACAGCUAAAUCUUGUCAAUGCACCCACUCCUUGAAAAUCACAAAACUAAGUAAGACUGACUUACACAUGAAUUUGUUUUAAUAUAAGUAUUACCAUAGCUUCUGAAUAACAAUAGUGUUUAUGAUUUUGAAAUCAAUGCCUUCACAAAGUGCAAAGUAUUACAAUAUGUAAAUAUUAGGGAUUGUAUUAAUUUAAGAGUAGUGUAACUAAUUUAAACUUUAAAUUAUGUAGGUUAGUGAUUGAUUAGGUAAUUUAGUUUUAAUAAAGAGUUGUUAAUUUUUUAUAGACUUAAUUUUAAAUCCAUAUUGAUUAACUACUACAUAGUAAAUAAAGAUUUUGGAGCCUUUGUACUAUACUGUUUUGACAAUAAAACCAGUGACCCAUUUACAUAAA